GGUCAUGAGCGUGCAAGGAUGUUAGAAAUUGAGGAUAUGAGAAUGGAGGUUGUCAAGAGGACGAGUGGGUGUAAUAAUGCAGGGCUGCGAGGACGUAACGAUGCGAGGACGCAAGGACGGGAUGAUGGACCAUAUGGAAAGACAAAGGACGUCUCUGGGCCGGAACUCAACACUGCCGCGAGGAGACACAGCAUAGCAGAAGCCCUGCGGGGUCUGACCCUGGUGGAGUUGGUGAAGAAGGAAGGCAGCACGCUGGGCCUGACCAUCUCAGGAGGAACCGACAAGGACGGCAAGCCGCGGGUUUCAAACCUGCGGCCCGGUGGGCUGGCCGCUCGGAGCGACCGGCUGAACGUGGGCGACUUCAUCAAGUCGGUGAACGGCAUCAACUUGACCAAACUGCGGCACGACGAAAUCAUCAGCCUGCUCAAGAACGUCGGCGAACGGGUCCUGCUGGAGGUCGAGUACGAGCUGCCGCCCACAGCACCAGACAGCACGUCAGGAGUGAUCUCCAAGACAAUCGACAUCUGUUUGCACAAAGAAGGGAGCAGCUUUGGCUUCGUGGUGAGAGGCGGCAUCCACGAGGACUGGCACAAGUCGCGCCCCCUGGUGGUCACCUACGUGCGGCCCGGAGGGCCCGCAGACAGGGAGGGCACGCUGCGUCCGGGCGAUCGCCUCCUGACGGUGGACGGCGUGCCGCUGCACAACGCCAGCCACGGCGAUGCCCUCAGCGUAUUGGCACAGUGCGGACAGGAAGCCCUGUUCCACAUCGAGUACGACGUCACUAUCAUGGACACAUUGACCAAUGCGUCAGGUCCUCUCCUGGUGGAGAUAGCCAAACCUCCAGGGGCCACGCUGGGCAUCACGCUGACGUCAGCCAGUCAUCGCAACAAGCGGGUCAUCGUCAUCGAGCGGGUCAAGCCCGGAAGCGUGGUGGACAGAUACGGAGCGUUGCACGCCGGGGACCACCUGCUGUCCAUCGACGGCACGUCCACGGAGCACUGCGGCGUCCUGGAGGCCGCGCAGCUGCUGGCCAGCACCACCGAGCUGGUCAGGCUGGAGAUGAUCCCUGCGCACCAGACCAGGAUGACUGGGAGCAAACGUCACGACACUGUGAAGGUCCAGAAGUCGGACCACCCUCACCCUCACUCGUGGGACCCGUGCGUCAACUUCUGCCCGCCGCUGGCAAACUCCACCCACUGCAACGCCGCCUCCACCCUGCACAAGUCAUGGACCGCCUCCAACAACGUCGUGAACAACAAUAACCUUGACUACUGCAAGUGUGAGCGCGCACGCACGCACGCACGCAUCUGUCUUAUAUAUGUGGUGAUUACGGCCCCAUACUGUACGUCCUCAGCUUUGGUGUCGGCCGGUUUCUCUCCGGGCUCCACGACGGCGUCGGGCCCCGGCAGCCAAGGUUCCACCACGCUCCCCAGGCCCGCGGUCCCCAUGAGCCCCCGGAACUCUCUGCUCAAACGCAGACACCGAAAGAAAGACCACAAAAGCUCCCUUUCGCUUGCGUCCAGUUCAGUGGGUCCGGGCGGUCAGGUGGUCCACGUGGAGACCGGCGAGGUCAUCCUGAUGGGCGACCCCCUCAACGGCUUUGGCGUCCAGCUGCAAGGAGGAAUCUUUGCCACGGAAACGCUUUCCGCGCCGCCGCUCGUACGAUUCAUCGAGCCCGACAGCUCGGCCGAGAGGUGUGGCCUCCUGCAGGUGGGCGACCGGCUGCUGUCCAUCAACGGCAUCGCCACGGAGGACGGCACCCUGGAGGAGGCCAACCAGCUGCUCCGCGACGCCGCGCUCGCCAACAAAGUGCUCCUGGAGAUCGAGUUCGACGUGGCAGAGUCCGUGGUGCCCAGUAGCGGAACUUUUCACGUCAAACUACCCAAGAAGAGAGGCGUGGAGCUAGGACUCACUAUUAGCGCCAAUAAGAAGGCAGGAGAGCCUCUCAUCAUUUCCGACAUCAAGAAGGGCAGCAUGGCCCACAGGACGGGAACUCUGGAGCCGGGUGACAAACUUCUGUCCAUCGACAACGUGCGUCUGGAUUCUUGCUCGCGGGAGGAGGCCGAGCAAAUCCUGCAGCAAUGCGAGGAGCUGGUCAAGCUCAAGAUCCGCAAGGACGAGGACAACUCGGACGAGCAGGAGACGUCUGGCAGCAUCAUCUACACGGUGGAGUUGAAGCGCUACGGCGGCCCGCUGGGCAUCACCAUCUCGGGCACGGAGGAACCCUUCGACCCCAUCACCAUCUCCGGACUUACCAAGAGAGGCCUGGCCGAGAGGACGGGCGCGAUCCACGUGGGCGACCGCAUCCUGGCCAUCAACAGCGUCAGCCUGAAGGGCAAACCCCUGAGCGAGGCCAUUCACCUCCUGCAGAUGGCCGGGGAGACCGUCACGCUCAAGAUCAAGAAGAUGCUCGACGACGAGAGGAAAGCCAGCGAGGCGGACGACGCCACGGAGAACGAGCUGAGCGACGGCGAGGAGGACGACUCGACCGACUUGACGGACAGCCGGCAGACCGACAAACUGUCGGAACUUUACGCCACCGCCGUCCCCAGCGUGGACUCGGCCGUGGACUCGUGGGACGGAUCCGGCCUGGACGCCGGGUACUGCAGCCAGGGCACGUACAGCCACCAGGCCUCCACUGGCAUCGCCCUCCACCCUCACGAGUGGCGUAGCGCCAAGCUGCAGCAGCAGCAGCAGCAGCAGCAGCAGCAGCGCACGGUUACGCCCCCUCCCGGCUGCCGGAAGAACUACCCCUUCAGCGACGGCGGCUUCAGCGAGGACGAGUGGGAAAAAUCGGCGGGUUUCCUGGGCCAACCCUCGGACGGAAUUCUGCUGGACUCGGACGACAGUUUCUGGUGUCAGGCCCUGGAGGACCUGGAGACCUGCGGCCAAUCGGAACUGCUCAGAGAAAUCGAGGCGUCGAUCAUGACCGGCACGGCCAUCGCCUUGGACGUAGAAGGCGUCAGCAAGCCUGCCACGGAUCCCGGCCUGAGCUUGCGGCGUAACGCCCUCCUCCGCCAGGGGGCGCACCUGCACGAGGAGCUGCAGCUGCACGACGACCGAGACGCCCGCCUGCAGGUCCACUUCCACGCCGACGAGCUGCUCCACUCGGGCUCGCACUUGUUCCAGGACAGCCUGUCCCCGCCCGCCCACCACGAGUCCAAGUCCAAGGCCUCGUUGAGGGUGUCGGAAAGGACGUGGGAGUCCCGCCGCAUCAAGGAGGAGAUGCAAGGGCUCCUGUCGCCGACGCCUCUGGAGCUGCACAAAGUAACGGUGAUAAAAGAUCCCGAAAGUGACGACUUCGGUUUCAGCGUGUCCGACGGCUUCCUGGAAAAGGGCGUUUACGUCAACAUGGUCCGACCCGACGGCCCGGCCGACCGAUCGGGCCUGCGACCCUACGACAGGAUCCUUCAGGUGAACCACGUCAGGACCCGGGACUUCGACUGCUGCCUGGCGGUGCCGCUCAUCACGGAGGCGGGCGACCGGUUGGAACUGGUCAUCAGCCGCAACCCGCUUGACGGCGCCGAGGACGACGACAACACUCUGGACCGCCCUCCCCUGGACCUGUAGACCGGAUGCGGCAGACAGUCAGCGUGACGCCUUUCCAGCUGACUGACACCGUGUCGCGCCUCGUGGUUCUUUACCUUUGCCACGAAACCCAACGGAGCGCAAACCUGCGGAGGUCGUCCGCGCGGCCCGCGGAGUCUUUGCAGACGUCCGCUUUGCUGCUCAACUUGCACAAACAACGCAAAUCCACCGGAGGGCCCGGAAGAACUUUUUUCCAUACAGCGCAGCACAAGUAGAGCGCGUCGUCCCCAGGGCGCCGCGCCACGAUGUCAUCGCAGUUUUCACAAUUAGUUUUUUUUUUUUUGACUGCCUUCGAAACGCUGCAUGGAAAAAGGUAUUGCGGCAAAAAAUGUGUCUAAAUGCCCACAAUUUCCCCUCUGAUCACAUCUGAUACGUGUCCCAAUAUUUUUGCCAAAGUAUAUUUUGACUUCCUGUUUUGUCCAAAUUCCCAAUUAUUUUCCAACUUCCUGUCGCUGUCCCAAUCCUUUCGUCCAACUUCCCAUUUUUCCUCCUCCCUUUCGGUGUGCCAAUAUUUUUGUCUUAACCUCCAUCUCUCCUUCUGUCCCAAAACUUUUGUCCACCUGUGGGUGUCCCAAUACUUUUUGGGCCCCAAAAUUCACGGGUUGCGGUUACCAUGGCAACAAUUGAAUUUCUUCUUCUUCCCCUUCUCUGAGUAAGUGCUUCCUGCCUUUCCUGGCUUUGCUUGUCUGUGUGGAAACUUCCAGGAUUAUGCGGUCACCCUCAAUUGCCCCCCCCCACAUUUUUCACCCCCACCCACUCACUCAUAUUAUUUUUAGUCCCCCCGCAUUCCAUCCUGUCCCGCAGCUUUAAAUCAGCGUCACCUGCUGCUGUUUUCUUCCGGAACAUCACCCUCUCGGAGCCAAUUAUUUGUGGAUUAGCGGCGCUAAGAGGGGCCCACACGCCCGUCACAUGAACUCGCCCACCCGAUAACACCCCCCCCCCCACGGCAGUCCUUCUUAAACACCCCCUCAACAACCGUGAACGCCUCACAAAGUCAAUGUUCCAGUUGACUUUGCGAGGCGUUCACUCGUUCUGUGUUUCACACGCCGUCUUAAUGUCUCUCGCCCAUUCGUCACGCUCACCUUGAGGAUAAAUAGGCGCACCCCCGCCCACCCGCCCGCCGUCCACCACACACAAUUUCAGAUAAUAAUGAUCUACGUGAGUCUUUCCCAAAGUUUGGAAGGCCAACUUUUUGAAAGCAGCGUACCCAUUGCUAACAUCGCCACAUAAUGGACACGCCUCCUCGCACACACCCGCAGUUUAGUUCAGCAAAUAAUGAUCAGCCUCACACCCCCAGUGUGUGCGUGUGUGUGCUUGUGUGCACUACAACACUGUUGGUUUACAUGUAAACAAUGACAAACUCUUCACAAAGCACGUGUGUGUGUGUGUGUGUGUGUUUAAAAAAAAAAAAAGCACAAUAUAAUGGAGUGUAAAUAUUGUCAUGACUUUUUAUAUGAAGACAUUUUGUAAGCAACAACAACAAGUUACUCAGAAAAGCCUUCCAAAGUCUCGUGUUGGUUUUCAUGUAUUUAUAAUGUGUGUGUGCGUGCGCGCGUGCGUGUUCCCUACGCAUCUCAACGUUAAAGUUCAGUUUGAAGCCCAAUCUGGAAGUGAAAUGUAUAAGAAACCAGACCAAAAGACCAAAAGCAUGAUGACUGGAAACGUUUUGCGUCUGACUCGCCUGUCUUUACUUUGUUUUUAAAUGAAAUGCAAAUGUCUUCCCCAAAUAAUACAACAAAGUCUUAUUUCAUACAUAGUGUUUUUAUGUAAAAAAAAAAUACCUCAUUGACCGCGAUUAAGAGCACACUCUUUUUUUAAUCGCUCUGGUGCCUUGAGAUACAAGUGGAAUUCAUCACCAUGCUUGUAACACAAAACAUUUGUAUCGUGUUUCCCCCCGUCGGAAUGAAUGGAGAUGGCAUUCAUCUGUUGCAGGCUCCCGGAAAAACCCAACAACAAAAAUAGCACUCCAGAAUAUUAUACUUUGUAAAAACAUACUGUAAUGACAUCAAGGCAAAAUUCUUUUUGUGUGAUGUUUAGCUUGACCGUAAACCUCAAGCGAGGGUGGCAGUAAACAGCCUGAAGACUUUUAGGGCCGAAUGGUUCACUCCGUGCCAAAUUCUCAUCGUCAAGUGAGUCGAGUCACCUUCCCACCAAAGACUCGUACGUCGGGUCACUCGCAUCUCAAGGCGCCGCUGAGAAUUCAAAGGAAUUUCAUGCAGAGGACAAGCAGUAGGAUAUGAGAUGAUGCGGCAAAAGGAAUUUUCUUGCCGAGAUUCCAGUCACCGGCAAAGCCGCCUGCCGCGCACGUCCAAAUAUGGUCAAGUUCCUAUUUUGCACAAAUCUGUUCUUUUUUAUGCGCUAUGAACCAAUUGAAAAUGUCAUCUUGAUUACCAACCUCUUGAACACUCAACCGACAAAGAAGUGUCAUAAAACUCUGCGGGAGCCGUGCGGCGUUUUGUCGCCUCAAGACUUCAAAUCCUGAAAAUGAUGCAAUAUUUUUUAUCGUUGGGGAUUAAAUUGCUUCUAUCCCUUCAAGAAAAGACAAAUAUUCUGAAUGACUUGUUCUAUUUUUUUGGGGGUAUUUGUUAUUUAUCUGAAUUUGUGUACAUUUGAUGACUUGUUGGUCUUGUUUACGCGUCAACGUUGUUUCUGUUUGGAUGAGACUUAAGUGUCAAAAUCAGCCCGUCUUUUUCCUAAUUCCAGAUUGGGCUUUAAAAACUUGUCAUUUUGUGUAUGUCAAACUCAGUGUAAUAUAAUAUUUUUCUACGACAAAUUUACUCUUCCCAAACGUGGGAAGCUAACGGAAAAAAAACAAAAAAACGAGAGUUGUCAUGUGCAAAAUAAAACAUCAAACUUU
Phycodurus eques (leafy seadragon) is the source of this 6445-nucleotide messenger RNA. Its product is annotated as glutamate receptor-interacting protein 2-like. NCBI's taxonomy places the organism in Eukaryota, Metazoa, Chordata, Actinopteri, Syngnathiformes, Syngnathidae. The record is from RefSeq and is a predicted model, not a curated record. Gene Ontology annotation, molecular function: protein binding. The transcript is spliced from 25 exons. Gene Ontology annotation, biological process: neurotransmitter receptor transport, endosome to postsynaptic membrane. Bases 19 to 3570 code for a protein of 1183 amino acids.